UUGCCACUCAGCACUCCUCUCUCUCUCUCUCUCUCUUUCUUUGCGGAAUUCAGUCAAGGGAAGAAAUCCAUCAGUCUCUCAUCAAGCCUUAGGCAACAAGACAAUGAAUUCUAUCAAGUUCACAUCCAUUUAAGGCUUCUACAGUGGAAUCCCUAUUCCUCUUCCAUCAAUCAUCCUUCCUUCAGCAUCAAGAUCCUCUCUUUCUCUCUCUACCAAAGCCAAGUGAGAGUUCUAGCUUUCAUAAACUCCAACAGCAGAGAAAGAAAGGACCCGACAACAACAAGUGUAAGUAGAAGAAGUCGUUCCCCAUCUCUUCAACUGAAGUGCAUAAAUAUCUGGUUUGAUCUCUCUCUUUCUCUCUUUCUCAUCUUUAGUAGAACCUCUUCACUCUUGAGAAGGAAAUGAACAAGUGGAAAACCCUAAAAGGAAAGGAAAGUGAAGAAAAUUCAAGAAAUUAAAAGAAAGAGAAUAAGAUCAUACAACUAAACGAACAUCAUCUCAUUACCCAACAAGACCCAAAAAGGAAGGAGAGAGAGAGAGAGAGAGAGAGAGAGAGAGAGAGAGAGAGAGAGAGAGAUUCUCAAUACCAUGGAAGCACUUCAAAUCACCACAGAAAGCUCAAACUCAGAGAACACAAACACCACUAGCCCCAACAACAGUUCCACCACCACCAAUGCCACAGCCGUGAUAGCUAUUGCCACAUCCUCAUCAUCUCCUCCAGCCCUCAGCCGCUACGAAUCUCAGAAACGCCGUGACUGGAACACCUUCGGUCAGUACCUGAAGAACCACCGGCCGCCACUCUCUCUAUCCCGCUGCAGCGGGGCUCACGUCCUCGAAUUCCUCCGCUACCUUGAUCAAUUCGGCAAGACCAAGGUCCACAACCAGAUCUGCCCCUUCUUCGGUCAUCCCAACCCACCCGCUCCAUGCCCAUGCCCGCUCCGCCAGGCCUGGGGAAGCCUCGAUGCACUAAUCGGGCGUCUGCGUGCCGCCUUUGAGGAGAACGGUGGCAAACCUGAGGCGAACCCAUUCGGCGCGAGGGCCGUCAGGCUCUACCUACGGGAGGUCCGUGAGAUGCAAUCGAAGGCGAGGGGGAUCAGCUACGAGAAGAAGAAGCGAAAGCGCCCACCGCAGUCGCUGCCCAUGCCGCCACCGAGCACAAGUUAGCACCAGCACCUACCUGCAUUGUGCUUACAGAUCAUGGGUUAUCAUCAAUACAAGAGCUUGAUGAAGGAGAAUUCUAUAUUUUCUGAAUCUCUUAAGCUCUUUUAAGUCUCUUAGCUAUAUGAGUAUGUACUCUCUCUCUCUCUCUCUCUCUCUCUCUCUCUCUCUCUCUCUCUCUCUCUCUCUCUCUUCAUUUUCCUUCUUGGCUGGUAAGAUAAGCUAUAUGUAUAUGUAGGCUACUAGUAAUGUACUUGUAGGUUACAUUAAGCUUCUUCUUUCCCCCCCUUUUUUUAAUGCAGCGUGUAUUUGUUUGAUGGAAGUUAUUCGGAUAUUGGAUGCAUUUUCCUUUGCUUCUAUGCUUCCUAGUAAGAGUGAUAGAGGUAGAGUUUUAGUAGUAGUGGUACCAAUAGUUUGAGAAGAAGAAGAAGGGAGUAUUGUACUUGGAUUGGUAUUAUCUUUGACGAAUUGGGUAUCCUUUUACUUAUGGACAUGUACUUUGAAAUUCCAUACAUGCCAAGCAAUAGAUUUUCAA
Magnolia sinica is the source of this 1693-nucleotide messenger RNA. Its product is annotated as protein LIGHT-DEPENDENT SHORT HYPOCOTYLS 4-like. The transcript has a single exon. Lineage: Eukaryota; Viridiplantae; Streptophyta; Magnoliopsida; Magnoliales; Magnoliaceae. Gene Ontology annotation, cellular component: nucleus. The coding region runs from base 589 to 1164 and encodes 191 amino acids. Gene Ontology annotation, biological process: response to light stimulus; mRNA transcription. The record is from RefSeq and is a predicted model, not a curated record.